AUGCCUAAAAGAAAGAGAAGAAAUGAGCGCAAUGAGAGGAACAAGGAUAAGCAGCGCAAAAAACGAAAUGUCAAGAAUGCACAAAAUGAAGGAGGACAUGAAGAGAGAGGACUUGGAUACAUGGCUGAGAUGGACUCCUCUGAUGGGUUGUCACCUUCAUUGGGAGAACCUUUGGCCGAGAUUCAGGCCUCUCAUCAUGAGAAAAUGAAUCGAACAAAUGCUCUGAGGUUGGCAUCUCCUCAGGGAAGUCUGAGUACCAAAUACGUGUGUACGACACCGAUCUCUGAUUCUGUUGCAGUGAGUACUCCUAACAGAGUAUCUGUCACUGAUACAGUCUGUACACCUUUGAGUGUACCCUGGCACCAAGAUGGCAAUAUGCCAUGCCUUGCAGAUCAGACGCAACCAGUACUAUCUAUGAAAGAUAGUCUGGAUAUUACAAAAGAUGCAAAAAGGUCUAACUUGGUUGUUGAUAACAAAUUGUCUAACUUGGUCACAGAGAAAAACCAGUCUGCCUUGGUCACAGAAAUAGAACAGUCUAACUUGGUAACAGAUCAAAAGCAGUCUAACUGGGAAAGAGAAAAUAAUCAUUGGGGGUUAAAUUGCUUAAGUCAAAGUCCGGGCCAAUUUCACAGCUCAACUUCAGGGUUUUGUUUAAGUUUUGAAGGAAAUUUUCCGUCUUUUGCAAAAUCAGCACAGGAUAAUUCAGAAUUUACCUGUACCUUGUGUAAAAGUCUAACAUGUGUGUGUUAUAAACUUGAAAACAGAAAUACAAACUUCAAAAUUCAGGAGGAAAGUGAUGGAAAAGAAUUAAAACUUCCAUUACCAAAUGAAAAGGAAAGCCAAACGUUGUGGCCUAGCAUUCAAGGGAGCUUUAAUCAGGGAAAUGGCUUAUUUGGGACAAAUGCAGGUUUACAGUGUGUUCCUAACUGUUUAUCAGCUCUAACAUAUCACAAAUUGAGAUCUGCCUAUCUCUGGAAAACAAUAGACAUGGACAAAAUUCUUAUGAGUGGAAAUGAAUUGUAUGACAAAUUGCAAGAAUACACAAGUAUUGGUCAUCAUUAUCUUUUAAUUUCUGAUCUUCCAGAUGCACUUGAAAUACACAAUGAGAUGUUUUCAUUUACAUAUCAUGAGUCAAUAAACACCAUGAUUCCAGCAAACUUUGAUCAAGAAAUGCCCGAUUUGAGCCUAUUCAAUGCUAAAAGUUUAAUGGAGGCAUUAUGUGCUGGAUUAAAAGAAACAGAUGGAUGUUUUAUAUGCUUCCAUGAAAGUACCAUGAUGGUAGGAAAAUUAAAUCAGGGUUUCUUCCUUUUUGAUUCACAUUCCAGGUCACUUAGUGGGAAAGUAAUUGCUGAUGGGAAAAGUACAUGCAAAUUUGUUAAGCAUAUAAAUGAUGUUUACAUGCAUAUUAUGGAAUUAGCACAUUCCAUGACUAUUCCAUGUGCAAUCCAAUGUGAGAUAACCGGAGUAUCUUGUAAGUCAAUUGAUUGUUUAGAAGAUGUUAACCAUGGAAUGAAUGAGUCGCUUUCAAAUACACAGUGUUAUGAAGAUGUAAGAAUUUCUUAUGAAGAAGAACCCAGUGCUACAAAAUUUGAACAUAUGCCAGUCAAAAUAAGACAGACAUUGUGUGAAAAAUUUCACAUUCCAUUUUCUGUGGAUAAUAUUCCACAAGGUGUGAGUACAUCUGAUGCAGGAGGUCCACUUCGAACUUGGAAAGUUUUGGGAGAUGGGAAUUGUUUUUUCAGAGCAGUGUCAUAUUAUUUGUCAGGUUCAGAAGAUGCUCAUGAUAGUAUACGCAAUGAAAUGUGUCAAAAUCCUGUAAACUACCACUGUGUCUCUGGCAGAGGCAUUGAGUUGACCAAAGAAUCAAACCCUGUUUCAAACAACGUGGAAUUAUCCAGUCAAACAUUAGAAGCUGUUGAGAGAGAAAGGAACAGAAAAAGAGUCUGGUAUAGAAAACAAUAUGGAACAAGUGAAAAAUUUAAACAACAUGUCUUGUUCUCCAAAAGAAUAUACUAUGACCAAAGUCAUGUUAAGAAGAAAUUAAGGAAGAAAUACGAAGAUGAUGAGAUUUACAGAAAAAAAGUUGUAGAAGCAAGCAAGGCAAAAUACAAGAAAGAUGACAUGUAUAGGAAAAAUUUGAUACAGGUGGGCAAGGAGAAGUACAAGGGAAAUAGGGAAUACAGGAAGAAAUUACUUGAGACAGGAAAAUCAAAGUAUUUAAAGAAUGCAGAUUACAGAUGCCAUCUUAAAGAAAGCAGUAAAAGGAAAUACAGUACUAAUGCAAAACACAAAGCAGUUGUUCAACAAAAAAGCAUUGAAAAAUAUAAGAUUAAUAGCUCUCACAGGGAAAAGUUGAAAAAGCAGAGUAAAAGCAGGUAUGAAAGCAAAAGAAAAGAGAUCCAAACUAAGAAGAGAGAAUACAACAAAAAGAGAUAUAAAGCUAACCCUGAGGUUAAGCAGAAGAUACAGAAGAGCAGUCAAGAUCAGAAGAAGUCAAAAAAGAUGAAGUUUUUGGAGAUAGACUAUGUAAUGGAAAGUUUCAAAAUGAAAAUCAUUCAAGGUCCCAGUUGUGUAUGUGCUUGUUGUCACAGACUCUUGUUUGAAAACCAAGUAAAACGCAUCCAAUCAGAUCAUUUCAUGAACAAGUGUGAGUCCGUUAGGCUUAUUGCUGAAAAAUGUAUAUCAGAAGAUUAUAUACAUAAAUGCACAGAGCAAUGUUCAGAAAACUGUAACUCCUCAACCCUUUGGUUGUGCAAGACUUGUCACAGAAAAAUAUCAAAUGGACAAAUACCUGCAGAAAGUGUCUUUAAUGAUAUGGGACUAGUAGAAAUUCCAGUCGUUUUAAAAGAACUUAAUACAUUAGAAAAGCAUUUGGUUUCAAUGCACAUUCCAUUUAUGAAGAUAGCAGCUUUACCAAAAGGAGGGCAACAUGCAAUUCAUGGUCCUGUUGUUUGUGUGCCAUCAGAUAUCACACAAGUUCAACAUUUACCCAGAAUGGAACAAGAUGAUAUGGUAGUGAAAGUGAAACUGAAACGUAAGCUUCAGUACAAGGGAUAUUAUGAAUAUCAAUUUGUUAACCCAUUACACAUCCAGCAUGCUUUAGAUUACUUAAAGGAACAUAAUGAAUGGUAUGCAGAUGCAACAAUAUUACCUGGAAGAUAUGAGGACAAAAAAGUAGAAAACCAGCAUGAGUCUGAUCUUAAAAUUGGUGAACAUGAAAAUGAACAAGAAGAUGAUGAUGCUGGUGAUGAUGACAACAAUAAUAAUGCAAUGACUGGCAUUCAAUAUGACACAUGCCUUCAACCUUCAGACAUAGGACAAGAAGUGUUGGAUCAUUAUUUUGAUGACAUAUACAACAUUGCACCAGCUGAGGGUAAAAAUCCUAUAAGAAUGCUUCAAGAGAAAGGAAAUGAAGCAAAAGCUUUCCCUCACUUAUUUCCAAAUGGAAAAAACACUUGGACAGAGGAACGGAGUAUCAACAUAACUUUGUCAAAGUAUUUCAACAAUCGACUCAUGCAUGUUGACAGAAGGUUUUCACAAGACACUGAUUACAUUUUUUUUAGUCAGUAUUUAUCAGAACUGAAGCAAGUUAUAGAUAAAACGCAAAUUUCUUUAAGAAAAUCAUUUGAAAGAACAAAGCAUGGAUCAAGAAUCACUACCGAUAUGCUGAAAGAUCCUGACACUUUAAGGAAGCUGUUUAAAAAUGAUGACGCUUUGCGUUUUCUACAACCAAUAAGGGGAACACCUUCAUUUUGGCAGAAUGUGCAGAAAGAUUUGUUUGCUAUGUUGAGACAGUUGGGAAUUCCAACUUGGUUUUGUUCAUUUUCCUCAGCUGAAUUUCGCUGGAGUGAAAUUAUAAAUAUAUUGCUUAAUCAAGAAGGUGAUACAAGAGUAGCUGAUGAAUUGGAUUGGACAGAAAAAAGCAAACUUUUGAAAGCAAAUCCAGUAACAGUCGCAAGAAUGUUUGAGCACAGGUUUCACAUAUUUCUGCAUGAAGUUAUUCUGAGCCCAGCACAACCAAUAGGAAAAAUUAAAGAUUAUUUUUACAGAGUCGAAUUUCAGCAAAGAGGCUCACCACAUGUCCACUGUCUUUUUUGGGUUGAAGAUGCUCCAAAAUUGCUUGAAGAUGGGAAACAAGCUGUUUGUGAUUUUAUUGACAAAUAUGUGACAUGUUCCAUCCCAGUCAAAGACGAAGAACCAACUUUACAUGACACAGUUCUUCAAGUCCAACAGCAUAGCAAGAAACACUCCAAGUCUUGCAGAAAAGGAGGAAAGGAGUGUCGUUUUAACUUUCCUAGACCUCCCACUUGCAAAACUUUUAUUACCACCCCAUUUCUAGACAAAAAUGAUGAUGAUGAUGAUGAUGAUGAUACUGAAAUGCAAAAGAUUCAUGCUAAAAACAUACUAAAAUGUGUUUGGGAAAAAAUUCAGGAUGAGCAUUUUGAUUGUGGGAAAACAACAGCUGAACUCUUUAGUGAACUGAAUAUACCUCAAGACAUUUAUGAGAAAGCUUACAACCUUGUUGGGUCAAAGCAGUCAGUUAUUUUGAGGAGAAACCCAAAUGAAUUGUGGACAAACCAGUACAACCCAUACUUAUUGAAAUGCUGGGAUGCUAAUAUGGACAUUCAGUUUGUGUUAGAUCCAUUCAGUUGCAUAGUUUAUGUUGUUUCAUACAUAUCAAAAGCGGAAAGAGAGAUGGGUAUGCUUUUGAAGCAGACAAAGAUUGAAGCUGCAGAGGGAAAUAUGAAUGCCAAGCAAACGAUGAAGAAAAUAGGCUCUGCUUAUCUACAUCACCGUGAGGUGAGUGUGCAAGAAGCAGUAUACCGAAUAUGCAAUUUAAGGAUGCGUGAAUGUUCUAGGAAAGUACUUUUCAUUCCUGUGGGCGAGAAUCCAACUAGGCUAAGUAAGCCCCUGUCACUCUUAACCAAGGACAAAACACAUAAACAUGAACAGGAGACUGAUUUAGAAAUUGAUGAUGAAGAGGAUUUAUGGAUGACUAGUAUUGUUGACCGUUACAAAGCUAGACCAUUGAAUGGUGAUUUCCCAUGCAUGUGCCUUGCAACUUUCUGCUCUGAAUUUAGAGUUCUAGCUAAGUCACAGAUUCCAAAAGAAGCACAUGAAGGAGUUUAUGAAUUGCUAGAAAAUAAAGGUUUCGUUCAAAGGCGGUCAAGAUCAGAACCUGCAGUUAUUCGAUACCCAAGAUUUAGUGCAGAAAAAACACCUGAAAAGCAUUUCCAAUCAAUACUUCAGUUGUAUCUUCCACAUCGCCAAAUUUGUCACCUUAAACCUCCAGGGUUUGACACAUACCAAGCCUUUUAUGAAAAUGGACAUGUCAGCUUGGAAGGCAGAGAAAAUCUUGCAUCUGUGAAGCAAAUCGUAGAUGCAAACUUAGCAAAAUUUGCACCAAAUGAAAAAGCUCUAGAUGAAGCACAGGAAAUGUAUGAAAUACUAGGUGAUGUUGAAGACGCAUGGGCAACUUUAUGUCCUGAAACUGAGCUUGAAAGGGACACAUGUAAAACUAAAGAGAGGAAGGAAGUUGAUGUUAAUGACAACACUCAAGCCAUACCAGACUUGUCACCCUCAGAUGUUCCCUUUGAUGUUCCAUAUACUGUGACAAAGUGUAACUCAAAAGAAGAAUUGAUGCCUUUGUUAAGAACCCUUAAUGAAAACCAACGCAAUGUGAUGUAUCAUGUGCGAGACUGGUGUCUUAAAACACUUGACAACACCAAACCUGAACCUUUUCAUAUAUUUGUUACUGGAGGAGCUGGAACAGGAAAAAGUCAUCUUAUCAAAAGUGUUCAACACGUAGCAAAUGAAAUCUUGAAAAAAUCUUGUACUGAACCUGACAAAACAUGUAUUCUGCUCACCGCUUUCACAGGAACUGCAGCAUUUAACAUAGGUGGCUGCACAAUACACCAUGCAUUUUGUCUGAAUAAGUACAUGCCUUUUCCUUAUGAACCUUUGAAAGAGCAGAGCCUUAGUCCAAUACGAGCUGAAUUAGAAGAAUUGAAAAUUCUUAUCAUAGAUGAAAUCUCAAUGGUGUACAAAAAGCUUUUGUAUUAUAUACAUGAAAGACUAGUUCAAGUAAAGAGAUGCAAGAAACCUUUUGGUGGUGUUUCUAUACUUGCUGUAGGUGAUUUCUAUCAACUACCCCCUGUAAAACAGCGACAGGGUGAGAGACUCUAUAUGGAAAAUGGCUCAUAUCCAGAGGAUUUUUGGAAUGAGUAUUUCAAACUUGUAGAAUUGAAGGAGGUCAUGCGCCAGAAAGAAGAUUUAUCAUUUGCUGAGAAAUUAAAUUCAAUACGCACAAGAACGUUAAAUGAAGAUUUACAUCCUGAUGUCCUUGAAAUGUUGAAGCGUUGUGUUAGAGAUGGAAAUGAAGAGGCUCUUCAUGUUUUUUCAACCAAUGAAGAAGUGAAUGAUUUCAACUUGAAUAUGAUCAGGAAAACUUGUGAAAACAUCCAGGAAAUACCAGCAAAAGAUUUUGAAAGGGACAAGACAAGUGGAAAACUACAUUUGCGAGACACUCCAUUUGUUCGCUGCAAGAAUGACAGUAUGACAAGUUCAUUAAUGCUAUCUGUUAAUGCUAGGGUUAUGUUAAUUCGCAAUAUUUGUGUUGCAGAUGGACUUGUGAAUGGCGUUACUGGAACAGUGGUCAAAAUUGUGAAGGAUAACAUCAGUGCAGAAGUGAAGGCAAUAGAUAUUUCUUUCGAUAAUAAAAAUGUGGGAAAGAAAUCAGGACAAAAUGUAGGAAAUGUUACUAUUGUGACAGUUAAUCGAUAUGAAGAGGAUAUGAGAACAUCAUCAAACAAAAAUUUUGUUAGGCACCAGUUUCCGUUACGUCUGGCCUGGGCAUGUACAGCACACAAAGUACAAGGCAUGACAACUUCAGAAAUAGUUGUAGACCUCAAUCGCACUUUUUCUGCAGGACAGGCUUAUGUGGCUUUAAGCAGGGUGACAACUGAGAGGGGUUUAAGUAUUUCUGUUGCAAAUGAACAGAUUUUCCAUAAUAAAGUCUAUGCUGACAAAAAGAUUUCAGAUGCCAUGUCUAAAAUGCAACAUCUUUUCACAGUAAGCAAUCAAGAUGUACCAUAUAGAUCAAUUGUUUUGCACAACAUUCAAAGCUUACAACAUCAUUUUGUUGAAUUACUACAUGAUGUUACAUUUAGAAAAGCAGAUUUAAUAUGUUUGACAGAAACAUGGUUAUCAGAUUCUCAAAAUCUUGAAAAUUUUGCCUUGGAAGACUUUCAGUUACAUCAUGUCUCCCGAUAUCAGGCAUACUCAGGACAAGAUGAGACUUUCAUCAAAUUGAAAGAAGCAAAAGGAGGUGGAGUUGCAGCAUAUAUAAAAGACAACAGCACCAUAGCAAGAGAACAGUUUCCAUUAGAAAAUAUAGAGGGAAUGAUGCUUAAAGAUACAGUUGCUGAAAUCACAAUAGUUGUCAUUUACAGACCCAAUGUUUACCCUACCAAGUUCUUCCUACAGAAUUUAACAAUGCUUCUCAAGGUACUGAAGCAAACUUCAAGAAACAGUAUCAUUAUGGGUGAUUUUAAUGAGAAUUUAUUGACUUCACCAACACCAAUUCAGAAGCACAUGGAGCAAUUUGGAUACCAUCAGUUAGUGACUUUCCCAACAACUGACAAUAGAACACUCAUAGACCAUGUCUACACUACAAUACCUCCAACAAACAUCCAAGUUAGCCUUUGCCCAACAUAUUACAGUUACCAUGAAGCAAUAUCUAUCAACAUCCCUUCAAAAAUAAGUUAUCAUUAG
Messenger RNA from Saccostrea echinata, 7773 nucleotides. RefSeq lists its product as uncharacterized. Bases 1 to 7773 code for a protein of 2590 amino acids. Gene Ontology annotation, molecular function: DNA helicase activity. The record is from RefSeq and is a predicted model, not a curated record. Gene Ontology annotation, biological process: DNA repair; telomere maintenance. The transcript has 2 exons. NCBI's taxonomy places the organism in Eukaryota, Metazoa, Mollusca, Bivalvia, Ostreida, Ostreidae.